GUAUUCGAAAGGAUGGCCCAGGCGCUACCAGAACAGUUACCGCAUUACGAGUGUGGACUCUCUCUGGUGGUUAUGGCAGACGUACUCUCUCGAAGACUUGUCCCUCACCGUACCUCGGUUCCUGUCCAAGAGACUCUAUUUGGCCAUAUGGCAACACAUGCCCACAGGUUAUUGAGUGAGACGAGCCUGAUCGAAUCUUUGAGAUUUAUAAAGUCGAUGGCGAACCACGGUGCUGCCGAUCGACCCCUCUGUCACAGGAUAGCACGGAAAGCUCGAGCUAACGUUAAUACUUUGGAUACUAUAUUUGAUCUUCGUCUCGUCGUUGAUACAUUCGUUUUGGUCAACUAUCGCGACACUGAUCUACUGUCGGCGGUGGCCCAACGGGUAUCUCAUGUUUUGGGUGGGGACUCAGGGACGGAUUAUGAAGGGAAGAAGAUACCGACGAUGUUCACUGCCGAGGAUGUGAGGGAACUGAUGAGCUAAAACUCUGGUGUAUGUACUGAAAAUAGGUCGCGGAGAUCUUCAGAGGAUUUAAACAUCUCGAGGUUGAGAACAUCCAGCUCGUUGAAGCAGUAAGGGAUUGGAGCGUUAACGGAGUAACCCCACACACGAGCAACGAGGACCGGAAGCUAUUAGAGUCAUGUGUUGGAAGGGUGUGAUGUGUUUCUGGA
Messenger RNA from Perkinsus marinus ATCC 50983, 671 nucleotides. RefSeq lists its product as hypothetical. Bases 13 to 483 code for a protein of 156 amino acids. The transcript is spliced from 4 exons. The record is from RefSeq and is a predicted model, not a curated record. NCBI's taxonomy places the organism in Eukaryota, Perkinsozoa, Perkinsida, Perkinsidae.